AUCUUUUAUUAAUCUUUUCCCGUUAUGAGUCAAAAGGAGAAUAGAAUCAUUACUUCAACGGAAAAUGUUUUAGGUUAUGAAGCUAUUGAAAGAACGCCUUCAACUCAACAAGUGGAGAAAGAAAAUGAAAAGAUAGAAAAGAAAUUAGUAAGAAAGAUUGAUUUAAAAUUAAUUCCUUGGGUCUCUAUUCUAUACUUGUUAUUAAGCUUAGAUAGGAAUAAUAUAGGCAAUGCUCGUCUUGGAAGUUUGGAAAAGGAUUUAAAUUUAGUAGGAAAUGAUUAUUACACAGCCUUGACGAUCUUUUUUGCUGGUUACGUUAUUUUCCAUAUUCCAUCGAAUUUACUGGUAAAGAUAUUAAGACCUUCACAUUGGAUUUCUAGUACAAUGAUAUUGUGGGGCAUUUGCUCUUUAUGUCAAGCAUUUACCCAUAAUGCAGCUGGUUUAAUUGCUUGUAGAUUCUUUUUAGGUAUCUUUGAAACAGGUGUAGGCCCAUCUACACCUUUGUUUCUUUCAUUUUGGUAUCAAAGAAAUGAAUUAGCAACCAGAGUUGCUAUCUAUUUUGGAUCAGCUACGAUAGCUGGGGCAUUUGCAGGAGCUAUUGCAUAUGGUGUAUUAUCUACUUUAGAAAAUGCACAUGGACUUGCAGGAUGGAGAUGGCUCUUUAUUGUAGAAGCUAUUCCUACAAUUCUAUUUGGAUUAAUGAGUUUUGUUGUUUUACCUGAUACACCAGAAACAACAAAGGCAGGACGUUGGUUAAGUGCUCAUGAACGAGAAAUAGCGAUUCAAAGAAUAAAAAAGAGUGGUAAUAUAGAUGAUAAACUAUUUGAUAAAAAGCAAUUUAUAGCUGCUUGGCUUGAUUAUAAAGUAUGGUUUUCAGUGUUGAUAUACAUUGGCUUAAAUAUUUCACUUGCUAGCUUUGCAGUAUUUUUACCUACUCUAAUUCGUGAUAUGGGAUUUAGCUUAUUAAAUGCACAAUUACUUACUAUUCCACCCUAUGUUAUCGCUUGUUGUCUUGUCUUUAUUGUUUCUUGGAAUUCAGAUAGAACACUUCAACGAGGGUAUCAUGUUAUGAGUGUUUGUAUCAUCGGUAUUCUCGGUUAUCUGUUUCUAUUAACGAGUAGUAGUAGUAGUAGUAGCCAUGUAGGACUCCGUUACACAGGAGCCAUUUUGGUUGCCUGUGGUAUUUAUCCUAUCAUUCCACUUACCCUUUCCUGGGUCUCUAACAACCAAUUAGGACAUACGAAAAGAGGUGUAGCGAUCGCUAUGACAAGCAUGAUGGCUCAAUGCUUUUCUAUGCUGGGUACACAAAUCUAUCAUUCAGAGGAUGCGCCUCGAUAUAGUCGAGGACAUACCAUCUGUCUUGUCUUUUUGGUUUUAACUGCUUGUUCUGCUGCCAUCUUAAGAUACUUGCUUGCACGAGAAAAUAAAAGAAGAGAUAAAGUCUAUGGUAAAAAUGAAGCUCUAAUUGAUAUGUCGCUUAUAGAUAUAGAUGGUGUCUAUGAUAAACAUCCUCAAUUUAGAUAUGCUUUAUGAUAUUUAUAAAUGUAUAUAAUAUGUUUAUUAUAAAUUAUGAUGAUUACUUUAUCUAGUAUGAUGAAAUGAAAUGAAAUAAAAAAAAAAAAAAAUACAAAUAUAUAUAUUUGUAUAUCUAUAUAUUUAUGUGUAUAUAUUUAUAUGCAAUAAUGAUAAUUUUUUUUUUA
Cokeromyces recurvatus is the source of this 1700-nucleotide messenger RNA. Its product is annotated as major facilitator superfamily domain-containing protein. The transcript is spliced from 7 exons. The record is from RefSeq and is a predicted model, not a curated record. Gene Ontology annotation, molecular function: transmembrane transporter activity. Gene Ontology annotation, cellular component: membrane. Gene Ontology annotation, biological process: transmembrane transport. Bases 25 to 1533 code for a protein of 502 amino acids. NCBI's taxonomy places the organism in Eukaryota, Fungi, Mucoromycota, Mucoromycetes, Mucorales, Mucoraceae.